CCUCAAUGUUCCGGUUACCGAUAUACACAUAAAUCGGACAGGGCAUUCGUACACCCACAACAUGCCACUUACCAAACUAUCAUUGCCUGAGGAGUUGGAUGAGCAUGGGAAAUCUGAAAUCGAUCUUGGAACACCCAUCUUCUCUAUAUCCGCUAACCCAGAACUCUCUAUUUCAACCAGGGCUCUCUCCAACCGC
Pelobates cultripes (western spadefoot toad) is the source of this 196-nucleotide messenger RNA. The record is from the annotation of a GenBank genome assembly. NCBI's taxonomy places the organism in Eukaryota, Metazoa, Chordata, Amphibia, Anura, Pelobatidae.